GUGUGGCUAAAUCCACCAUAACGGCCCCUCCCACUUCAGGGAUGAUCUAACAGCAACAAACACUCGACCAAUCAGGAACGUGUGGUCUACCCACUAUUCCUCUCCCUCGGUUGAACCACGACUACUAGACGGAAGGAAGGGGUGUAGUGACGGCCACGUUCCCAAACCCUCUGUCGAUUCACUUGACGCGAGAGCGAGAGAGGCGUUUGCAUUAUACAGCGACCUUGCGAUAAGUGAGUCGGGCAGUGGAUUUCUCUCAUCGACUCCUCAUCCAACAGAGCUGCAUGAGUCCCCCUGCGGCCGGCGCUGGGUGCUACGAGGGGGAGUUCCCGAGACGGCCGAUGGACGUCGGGGAACUCCGCUGGGAGGAUUUCCGACGAAUUUGAAGGGGAGCACUAGCACUCCCUUCCUUUCGCCGUGGCUCGAGUGUGGGGGGCCGAAGUUUCAGGUACCUGUCGCCCCCGGCCUCAAACGCCAUCACCAUGUUGCCAUAUUUGCAUUGCCGGGCCGCCAGCAGCCGCCAGUCUCGCGUCGUCUGCCUAGUGUUGUGCGUCGCACACGCCGGCCCGCCAGUCAGUGUCAGUUUGUGUCCGCGACGCGACCAACACGCCGUCUGCACGGACGAUGCGUGAUUGUGACAAGAUUCUGAUUACGGCUCGAUAAAAAUCAUAAUUUAGCUGCAUUCCUCGUCGCUGUCUGGAGCACUCGAAAGGGCCACCUCCCCCCUCUCGAUCAGCGAGCAGUGUUCGACGCUCACCACCAUGGCGGAGGCCUUCCUGCUCGCCCAGGACCCCGAUCCCUACGACGAGGACGACCUCGCGCCCCGCGUUCGCGCCAGGUCCAACACCUGGCCGCGGCUGCCCCCGCGCCCCGAGCCGGAGCCCACCCCCGCGGCCGCCCCGCCACCGGACCAUGAGGUGGUCGCGCGGCCUCGGGCCAUGGACGUCAUCGCGGAGGUGCCCCAAGACGACGACCUGCCGCCCGUACCAUUCUCGAGGACAUCGUCCUUCUCGUCGUCCUCCAGGCCCCGCAACGCCUGGGGCAACGCGUCCUACGCCGACCUGAUCUCGCAGGCCAUCAUGUCCUCUCCGGAGCGGCGCCUCACCCUGGCGCAGAUCUACCGCUGGAUGGAGGAGAACGUGCCGUACUUCAAGGCCUCGUCCAGCAACGCGCCCGCGUCGGCCGCGUCCAGCUCGGUGGGCUGGAAGAACUCUGUGCGACACAACUUGUCCCUGCUGGACCGCUUCGUGCGCGUGCAGAACGAGGACAAGGGCCAGUCGUCGUGGUGGACGGUGGACCCGGACGCCAAGCCCGGCCGCGGCAGCCGGACGCGCCGCCGCGCCGCCUCCAUGGAGACCUCCAAGAUGACGGCGGAGCGCCGCGGCCGCCUGCUCAAGAAGGCGGAGGCCCUCCGCGCGGCCAAGCAGCAGGCCGCAGCUCAGGCCGACGCCCCCCAGGUAGACGCAACGCCCCCGGGGUCGGGCUGCCCCGCGGACCAGCUCGCCAGCAGGCUCGACAGGCACAUGGCUCUGGGCGGCCCGCAGACGUACCUGCACCAGCAGGCUGAUGUCCUGGGCACCAGCCCCCACCAGGGCUUCCACCACCUUUACUACGAGAACCUGCCGACCCUGCCACACGAGGACGCCAUCCCCAAGGCCAACUUGUACUACCCGUCGUCGGGCUCGCGGCCCUCUUCAUGCUCCUCGUCGCGGCCGUCGUCGCGGCCGUCGUCGCGACCGUCUUCGCGGCCAUCGUCGCGGCCGCCCUCGCCCCCGCAGUUCCAGCACCUGCCCACCAUCCUGCACCCGGCCAGCAGCCUGGACUCCUAUGGCUCGCCGCCGCCGUACGAGCUGCCCACGGUGCUGCCGCCCCCCGUUGACCCUCUGCUGCUCCCCUCCCCCACCGUCUAUCAGGUCUCGCGAGAGCCGUCACCCGUACUUUACCAGGCUCUCUCCACCAGCUCCUCGCCCCUCUACAUGACGCAGCCAUCCCCUCCGCUCUACAACGUGACCUCCAGCCAAUCGUCUCCUCUUUACGCGUUGACCUCCGACCCCUCGUCGCCCCUCUACCAGGUGGUGUCCAACCCGUCAUCACCCCUAUACCAAGCCACCCCCUCCCCUCCCCUUUACCAGAGGACCCCCUCCCAGCCCGCAUGCCAGCACGGGGGGCGCGGGGGGCCUGCUGCUUACUGCUGCGACGACAGCCUGAGCAGCCUGCCCCUCCUGUCGGCGGACAGCGCGCUCAACUGCGACGUGGAUGCGGUGGUGCGCCAGGAGCUCAUCCUGGAGGGCAACCUGGACUUCAACUUCAGUCAGCCGCAGGCAACCUCCCGUUACGCCAACACGCAGAACUGGAAUAUUUCAGGUAUCAAACAAGAAAUUUAGAGCGUUUCACCAUUAGGGUAUUAUUAACAAUACCAUUUAAAUUAAGUUUAUUAAAAAUAAGGUAUUUAUAUAAAAAGGCAACAAUUCUAACAAAAUGUUUGGAAAUACCUUUAAUAACUUGUCUCAUAUUUUGCUUUGCACGAAAUCUUUUAGUGAUUUCAUCAGUACUUGACCUCGUAAUUUUUGUGUUAAUUUUCUGACUUAAAUACUAAACGUGUUUAUUUUGCUCAUCUCAGUUUCUGGGAGAAUAAGUUGACUAAUACAAUUAGUGCACUCGAAACCA
Molecule: messenger RNA, 2667 nt
Organism: Frankliniella occidentalis (western flower thrips)
Lineage: Eukaryota; Metazoa; Arthropoda; Insecta; Thysanoptera; Thripidae
Product: forkhead box protein O1-like
Exons: 3
Coding region: 762-2384 (540 amino acids)
Biological process (GO): regulation of transcription by RNA polymerase II
Cellular component (GO): nucleus
Molecular function (GO): DNA-binding transcription factor activity, RNA polymerase II-specific; RNA polymerase II cis-regulatory region sequence-specific DNA binding
Source: RefSeq, a predicted model, not a curated record